AUGCUCGGGCGGCAAGCAUCGCGUGGCCUGCCGAAACGUACCUCCAAGCAGGUACCGGCCGGAAUAGAAUACUCGAAAUUUUCCGACGAAGAGAGCUCAAAUGAAGAAACCAGUCGGAACAGCGCGCUCACAUUCUGGCUAUCUCAAGCCCAAAAGCUCGAACCUCGACGUGAGCUUUUCUCGAGCGUCAGCGACUCGAACGACUACGACAAUUACGUCUCAGAGCUCAAGAGCGCGAUUCAUAAAGCUGCCAGUGACAGCAAAGUAUCCAGGUUUUCCCGAAAGAUGAAGCCAAUUCAUCAGCUUGCAAGCUCCAUUGCGCCAAUCAUGAGCAGUGCCAGUCAACUCAACCCCAUGCCUGCGUCUCUGGUCCUGGGGGGAAUUACCUGCAUUCUGUCACUCACGACUCGCAUGGAUGACUUUCAAAGCAAGCUGCUGGAGACUCUGGAGUGGAUGGGCGACGAAGUGAACCUUGUCAAUCAGUAUCGAAAAGAAAAUAUCUUCGAUGAAGAUCCGUCUGUGAAGACUUGUGAGAUCAAUCUGGCUGCUGAUAUUCUCAAGUUUUGCGUCAAGGUCACUGAGCUCUUCUACGAUGAUUUAGGAGCCAGGAAGAACAGCAUGGUACUCGCCUUGAAAGGUCUUUGUAAAGACUUCGAUGCCCGCUUCGGCGAUGUGAAGACCGACUUCAAACUGCAUUUAGCUGCGUUGGAGAAACGAAGAGAUCUUCUUAGUGCCCACAGGAUGAAAUCAAUGCAUUCGGAAGUUGAAGAUAUUGGCCAACUUCUCAGGCACGAGCACGAGGAAAGGGAUGUUAGGGAGAAGACGGGAAUCGAAAUGGAAGUAAACUUACGGAACGAAGAAAGACGUCGCCGCUUUUUGAAUUGGCUACCGUCCUUGAAUUUCGGAGAGAUACAAGAAAACAAUUUCGAACGACGAGUUCCCGGUUCUGGCACCUGGCUCCUAGACCAUCCAGAGUUUCGAGCGUGGAAGAAAAGCUCUCAGUCAGCCUUACUUUGGGUUCACGGAAAAGCUGGUUCAGGAAAGUCGCAUCUGGCAGCUCGUGUCAUCAAUGAGCUCGACCCCUCAGGAUCCACAGGGAAGGACACGGCCCUGGCUUACGCCUACUGCACCACCACUCAGACAAAAACGAGGAUGACAUUGAAUAGUCUCCUUGGGACUCUUCUUUCUCAGUUGUACAAGAGUCUUCCCUUGUCAUCUGGCAUAGAAACUUUGCUGUCUCGCGCGGAUGAGGCUAGCAAAGACGAGCCUAAAAGGAGUGAAAUGAAAGAGGGCAUUAAAUUGGUGGCUUCUCGCCUAUCCUCGGCCUUCAUCAUUAUUGAUGGUCUGGAUGAGUGCAAUCAGUUCCCAGACCGUCAAUUCGAAGACUUUUGCAAGUUCCUCGCCGGUCUUGCCGAGUCCGAGGACUCUAGAGGCUCUAUUAGGGUACUUGUUUUUAGUCGCCCCGACUACAAGGAGAUCAGUCGUUCCUUUGACACCUUCCCGAAAGUACAGGUAGACAACGGCGCAAACGAUGACGAUAUCAAGGCGUACAUAUCUCGGAAGGUUGACGAAAUCAACACUGAUCCGUCUCCCGAGGAGCGAUUAGGAUUCGAGGAUGUCAAAAGCUUGAUGUUCGACAAUGCGGCGGGGCUGUUCCUGUGGGUACACUUCAAAGCGAAAUACUUCAAAGAAAUCGGAUGCGUCGAGGACAUCAAAGACGCCCUGCAGGACACUACCGAAGGAUUGGACGAUCUUUAUGGCGAGGAAAUCAAGAAGAUUUUAAACCAUCCAUCGCGGUUCGUCCGCGACCGAGCUUUACGGGCUUUGUUGUGGGUGACAAACUCCUAUCGGCCGCUUACGAAGCUCGAAUUGUUGGAGGCUUUAUCUGUGAAGCCAGGAAAAAGCAGCAUCAACCGUUGUCAGCGUCUUUCUAAGGAUAUCUCAAUUAGCACGGAGUGUGCUGACCUUGUCAAUGAGGUCAACGGGGUGUACCGCCUUCGACAUGCGUCCUUGAAGGACUUUCUGUCAUCACAACUUCCGAUCCUGCUUUCUUACGGGGAUCUACAACAACAAGCUCACUCAAUUCUUGCUGAGGCAUGUCUGACGUACAUCAAUUAUGAAGACUUAAACGCCGUCAAUAUCUUGUCGCCAGACAGCUUGACCGAUCUUAAAGCUCAAUAUCCUUUGCUUGACUAUGCGGCAAACUUCUGGGGUGAUCACUUUCUGGACGGUGAAGGAAGACGCAAGGAAGUCUUGCACAACUUGCUGAUUGGACUGCUGGACAAGGUGGCUGCCAUGAGACUCACAAUCCAAAUUCUUGAGUUUAGAGCCUUUCGGGACAAUUUGUGGUCUCUUGGAAACCCUACACCUCUUCACUUAUUGGCCAUCUUCAAUCUCGUUGAAGAAGCAAAGGACAUGCCGGGCCUGAAGACUUACCUCUUCAGCCAAGACGAGUUCGACCAUACUCCGAUUGAGUAUUCAGUUCUUUGGCGACGAAGGCAGAUGACGCGCUGGUUACUUGACGAACAUCUAAAGAAACACCAGAACCGACGCCCUUUUGAUUCGGAAGUCUUUGAGUCAUGCAAAGCUUGGCUACUUCACAGUGCCGCGGAAGAAAAUUGGGCUGAUAUCGUCGAAGACCUCGUGCUUUUAGGAUUUGAUCCCAACAUCUGCGAUCUUUCUGGAGAGUCGCCAGUACAUGCAGCAGCCAAGGCAGGGGCCAAUCAGUCUCUUGGAAGUUUACUCAAAAUGGGCGGCUCACCAAAUCAGACUUCUCGAGAACUCCAUACUCCUCUCACCCUUGCAGCCUUUCAUAUGAAUUCCAGAGGAGUCGAUAUUCUUCUCGAAGCUGGGGCUGAAGUCAACCAGCCUGGGAAAAAUCAGGAGAAUGCUCUUCACCACGCCGCUCAACACGGACUUGUUGAUAUGGCACUUAGCCUUCUGAAUCACGGAGUGGAUUGCAACGUGGUAUGCUCUACUGCUUCGUACUUCUAUGGCCAGACCCCCUUGCAUUACGCUACAAGAGCAAAUAUGCCCAGCGUGGUUAGGAUUCUCAUCCAAAACGGAGCAAAUUUGGAGUCAAGGACUUCAUACGGGGAUACUGCCGUUUUGUUGGCCUGCUAUUUGGGUCAUAUCAAAGUGCUAGAAAUUCUUGCCCAAAAUGGUGCCAAAGUCUCUGCUCGUAACAUGAAAGACAAGUCAACCGCACUUCAUAUAGCUUCAAGAAGUGGGAAUCUGGCCCUUAUGAAGGUGGUUGUUGCAUCUACUACUCAAGAAAGCCUUCUUGAUACUAUCGACAAAAACGGGAACACCCCUCUUCUGGCAGCGUUAUACGAGAAACAAGAAGCCGCAGGCCAACUGCUUCUCAAGUAUGGAGCCCAGCCUCACGUAACCAACACUAGUAUGUCCACGCCAUUACAUAUCGCGAUUGAUAAUGGGUGCAUAGAAGUAGCGAGAAUUCUUCUCAAGGAUCACAAAGCAGACCCUCAGACACCUGGAUUUCAUGGGAAAACUUCAGUACAUUAUAUCGCUGAGCAUGGCAUAACGGAGCUGUUGUCUUUGAUCCCAGUUCCUAAUGAAAUAUGCGUAAUGGAAGACGAUGAGGGAUUUACACCAGCUCACUAUGCUGCUGCUUUAAACCGUUACGACUUUAUCAAUGGCUUGAUCGGGUUGUGGCCUAGUACCGAUGUCAGGGUCAAAAGUACUGAUGGUUUGACGCCUCUUCACGUAGCAGCCCGGAAUGGCGCGACUGAAACUGCCAAGAUGCUUAUCGAACUCGACUCAUUAUCUCACAAAGUUCAAGACAAGCAUUCGAGACUACCACUCCACCUGGCUGCCAUAUUUGGACAUACACAAUGUGUGGCCUUGCUAUGUACACCCGAGACGAUCGACUGUCAGGAUGUCGAUGGUGCAACCCCCCUGUGGCUUGCAUCCAAAACCGGCCACCGAAGUGUUGUUGAGUACCUGAUUGGCGGUGGUGCGGAUGUCAACAAAACCAGUGCUGUCGGUGGACUGCCGGCUUUUGCUGCUUUGUCAAAUUUGCAUAUCCCUACUGCAAAUCUACUCUUGGACAAUGGAAGCAUUGUAGACAAGGGCGAUAAUCUCGGUGUCACUAUGUUUCAUCUCGCCGUUACUACCGGGGAUGAAAGGCUUGUUCAUCGACUUUUGGGCCGUCUGAAAGAUGAUGCCAGGCGUGCUUGGAUCCUCUCUGUGAGCAGUGAGGGGUGGGAUGCCAUGUCUCAUGCAGCUGAGGGUGGUCAUGCAAAUAUGGUCAAUCUUCUCCAUAAUCUUGGAAUUUCUGUUGAUGGAUCAGGGUUAGGUGACUUCAGCCCUUUGUGCCAGGCUGCGGGAAAGGGUUUCACAGACUUCGUGGGGGCAGCCUUGGGGAAGGGUGCUCGUACACGUAAUCUGGACCAUCGCUGGGACAAGCGACUACAACGAGACGCCCUUAUACACGCAAUCGUGAACCGAAAAGCCAGGACCACCAAGCUCCUGCUCGACGGUGGCUCUGAUCCUACGGAAACAGAUUGCUACGGUCUCUGUGCUAUCGAUUACGCUGCAAAGCACCCCAACUUAGCACAUAUCCUCAGACCCUGGCUUCAUCGUUACAUUCCCUCAGACCCAUCCGUCAAGGUCCGGAAGCAAAGAAAGACUAUCGUAAACUUCGCAGAACAAGUAGUUUUGCAAAGUUUCGAAAUGAUGAUAUAA
This is a messenger RNA of Colletotrichum siamense, 4707 nucleotides long. RefSeq names its product Ankyrin-1 (gene ANK1-3). The transcript is spliced from 3 exons. The coding region runs from base 1 to 4707 and encodes 1568 amino acids. Gene Ontology annotation, molecular function: protein binding. NCBI's taxonomy places the organism in Eukaryota, Fungi, Ascomycota, Sordariomycetes, Glomerellales, Glomerellaceae. The record is from RefSeq and is a predicted model, not a curated record.